Molecule: messenger RNA, 1556 nt
Organism: Monascus purpureus
Lineage: Eukaryota; Fungi; Ascomycota; Eurotiomycetes; Eurotiales; Aspergillaceae
Source: the annotation of a GenBank genome assembly
CAACCAUCUACCCCGAGCAACUGAGUUAUUCUUUUACCAGAACCAGCUCAGUCUUCAGUUUUUUCAUUCUCUCAUAGUGGGCUUCACUAUUAUUCACUAUGCAGUCCCUCAAGCGCACCCUCUUUCUCCUCAGCGCCCUCCUUCCUGCAGUCCUGGGUGCUCCAGUCCAGGAAACCCGCCCUGUUGCUGAGACCAUCCCUGGCAAGUACAUUGUUACUUUAAAGGAUGGGCUUGAUGACGCCAGAAUUGCAGCCCAUACCUCCUGGGUGACUGAUGUCCAUACUCAGAGCCUGGCUCGUCGUAGUUCUGAUGCUACCGAUUUACCGGCCGGUAUCAAGAAGAACUACAAGAUCGACAACUGGAAUGCAUACGCGGGUUCAUUCGACGAUGCCACCAUCGAGCAGAUCCGCAACAGCGAAGAUGUUGCCCAUGUCGAGGAGGACCAGAUCUGGCACAUCAACUAUUUGAAGUCGCAGAAUAAUGCGCCAUGGGGCUUGGGAAGUAUUUCCCACAAGGGUACAGCCAGCACCACGUACGUCUACGACAGCACAGCGGGUGCUGGCACGUACGGCUACAUUGUCGACACUGGCGUCAAUGUUAACCACGUUGAGUUCGGCGGCCGUGCCAGCCUUGGAUACAAUGCCGUUGACGGCACCUCCCAUGUUGACACUGUGGGACAUGGGACUCACGUUGCGGGUACUAUUGGUAGUGCCAGUUAUGGUGUUGCCAAGUCCGCGAAGUUGAUUUCAGUCAAAGUUAUGCAUGGUCAAUCUGGCAGUACUUCUGAUAUCAUCGAUGGAUUUCAGUGGGCUGUGAAUGACAUUACAUCAAAGGGCCGCGUUUCCAGGGCUGCUAUUAACAUGAGUCUUGGAGGUGGGUAUUCUUAUGCAUUCAACCAGGCCGUGGAAAGCGCAUACAGACUGGGCGUUACGAGUGUUGUAGCAGCUGGAAACGAAAACCAAGACGCUAGAAACACCAGCCCUGCAUCCGCUCCUAACGCAAUCACCGUUGGCGCCAUCUCAAAGGGCAACUCCCGUGCCUCAUUCUCCAACUAUGGUUCUGUCCUCGACAUCUUCGCCCCCGGAGAGAACAUCCUUUCCACCUGGAUCGGCUCCAAUACUGCCACAAACACCAUCUCCGGUACCUCCAUGGCCACUCCCCAUGUGGUCGGCCUGGCCAUCUACCUCAUGGGCCUGGAGGACCUCCCCAACGCUUCGGCUGUGACCGCUCGUAUUAAGCAAUUGGCCACGAGGAACGCCGUCUCAAACGCCCGCGGUAGUCCUAACCUUCUCGCCUACAACGGUGCCGCCUGAGCCUUAUAAGUGCGGAGGUGCUAGGAAGACUGAGCAGGCAGGAGCGGCUACUUUAGGCAAGCUACGGAUAUUUUCAGUCGCAGCCAACUUUCUCUUCUCUUACUGCUUACAUUAUGUUCAUAUGAUUCGAUGUGUUUUGUCUGUUUUUUUUCUUUUCAUGAUCCAUCGGGUUUGUGGCGGUAAGCUGCUCUCUAUAGAUCAUUGUUAUAUAUAUUCUUCUCUCCACUUGUGAUUGAGUGUUAU